GGUCUACCUGAGGAAGGUUGGAUAUCUUUAUCGCAAGAGGAAAGCCCAGCCAGCCUCUGCCAAGCGAUGGGAAAGCGACAUCCCGGUGAUGCCCAUCAAUGGAACAAAUCGACGAAAGGAAGCAAUUCAAGCGCAGAGAGAAUUCGCUUGCCUGGCACUCAACCCAGCGCAAACAGAAACAUCGCGCUCAGCCGUGGACGUGUUGGGCUCCGUCGUAAGUCGAGGACACCCUUGCAUAGACCCGGCGAUGUCACCCCAUUUAACCUGCACUUAUCUCUCCAACCUUUCCAUCGAUGCUGGCUUCCUGCCUUCCCUCCCUCCCUCCCUUCUGGAACAGGAUCUGCUGGCAAACAACGCCGAAUAAGCAAAGAGGAGCCGGUGAGAUCAGCUUAUAUCCUCCGCUACUUCAUCCUAAUGAGCUGGCUCACAUCCUGCCCUCCUGGUCUCCUUCGCCAGCGUUGGACCAGCCUGUGCUGCAUGGUUGAGGUUCUUCAAGAGCUCCACCCUAGAAGCCAAACAGGGCGAACCUAACCGGAUCUUCCCACUUCACGUGCCCACACCUACUGUGGACUUUACCUUUUCUGGGGCCUGGAGACCUGCCCAGGAAGGGCAAACCUCCCUCUCCGAGAUCCCAGCCAAUUUUCUUCCUUGCACUUCCUCAUCCACCUGGCCCAACCUGUCAGUGAGGUUAACUGGCAGACAGACGGAGGAAGCUUGCAAGGAGCUGGCGCCACACACCUGAGGCAGGCGGCCAGCCAGAGGAACCAACCACCAGGUCCAGACUUCAGACAUGGAGAAAGAGAUGGAAGAGAAGGACGAAGGCUCUUCUCGACGGGCCGAAGUUUCUCCCCAACCCAAGGCCAGCUUCCCCGCCCAAUCGCCGUCCAACUCCAGGACCCUGCUGUACCCCCAGCGUCAUGCCAAUUCGUACGAUUCCAGGAAGUAUUUUGUAACAAGGCCGGGAGCCUUCGAUCAAGCUAUGGAGGAUCUCAAGACCCAUCUGGCGGCAAACAAGGGAGAGGUGGCUCACAGCUUCUGGCUACUCACCGAAAUCGAUCACUGGAACAUCGAGAAGGAACGGAUCGUGGUGCUCACGGACGCUGCCCUCCUGGUGUGCAAAUAUGACUUCAUCAUGCUCAAAUGCCUGGAGCUCCAGAGGAUCCCUCUGAACUACAUCGAGAGGAUCUCCACGGGCCCCUUCGCUUUUCCAGAGAAGUCCUUGGACAGGAGGAAUGGAGAAGGCCUGAGGAUCUUCUGGGACAAACAGCAAGAACCAAACUUCCUCUCCCGCUGGAACCCAUGGUCCACCGAUAUGCCCUACACCACCUUCACGGAGCACCCGGUCAAAAAUGGCUGCCCGAGGCUUAGCCCCAUCUGUCAGGUUUCUGCCUUCCAAGCUCAGCUGGUUCAAGCCGUGCAGGAGGCCCAAGAAAUGCAUCCUGCGCCAGGCCGGAUUCCCGGGGUGGUUUUGGUGAGCGAGCCCAUCUUCAUUCAGACCUACACCGGGAUGAUGGCCUUUUUCGGAAACCAAAAUAAACUGGGAUAUUGCCUGGCUCGGGGCAGCAUCGGCUUCUGAUCUGGACAUUUCCCCUCCACUUACUUACUUACUUAUCUACUUUCUUUCUUUCUUUCUUUCUUUCUUUCUUUCUUU
Molecule: messenger RNA, 1651 nt
Organism: Ahaetulla prasina
Lineage: Eukaryota; Metazoa; Chordata; Lepidosauria; Squamata; Colubridae
Gene: TPRG1
Product: tumor protein p63 regulated 1
Exons: 9
Coding region: 791-1576 (261 amino acids)
Cellular component (GO): cytoplasm
Source: RefSeq, a predicted model, not a curated record